GGUCUGCAUCGUAAGUUGGUGUUGCGCUAAAGGGGAGCAGGACAGCUGGCUGAUAUGCUGACCUACCAAAUUUGGGAGGCCAUGCUGCAUCAAAAGACCGCCUGCGGAAGGCUACCGAACCAUAUCCUGGAAAACUGUACUCGGAGCACCGUUGUUUGAUGGGGCAGCCUUUGUUUGUGACCGGCCUGUUAUCACCAGUCUUACACCGACGGUUCACACAGUGCAGUGCCAGUUGGGCAUGGAGGAUCGGUUCAUUUCUGAUGGGGCACUGGCAUCGCCCUUGUCAGCUCACGAGUGCCAGAAGUUUGACGAAACUACAAGAGAGCAAGUGGGCCGAAGGGGUGGAACGGGCUAGGUAUACACCGACACCAUCACCGUCACGAGUCGCUUCCAAAUGCCACCCACAUCAUCAGCCUCUGGAGGAGAACCUCCAGAUGCUGCUUCCGGUAGAUCGGCGCUAGCCGUUGGACAAGCAACCAGGCGAGGUGUAGUGCUGCCGUUCACACCUCAGCGUUCCCCGCCAUCUUUGUCACCUGGUCGCCCCUCUCCCCCACUUGAUGAUUUGUCGGGGAUGUCCGCUCCGGCGCUGGAGAGGCAAGAAGAUGGCACAGCCGCCGCCCUUCAAACUACACGCCGUGCAGCUCCACCGGCUUUCCUGGCAGGCUGGACGUACCACCAAUCGUUCGAGCAGACGACCGUCCUUUUCUACGUCCCCGCGCCUCUGGCCGACGGCGCGGAAGGCACCGAGGAGGAUGUACAGGUGACUUUUGGAGAUGACUAUCUCAUUGCUGGGCUACGAGGCUGCGAGCCUGUCUUCAAGGCCAAGCUGGCUGGACACAUCAAUCGGUUCACCAGCACGUGGCAGCUAGAGCCGCGCGCUAGGUCCAGACGCAGGCUCAGGGAGAGGGAUAGAGUGAGCUUCCCCUCUAGUUCUCUCGACGACGACGGGAACAGUGUGUCCUCUUCCUCUGAACAUUAUCGACACAUGAAUGUUCGUCGUCAACCAACAGUGAGGACUAGCGAGGCUAACUCCAGUUCCAGCUCCGGCUCAGGUUCAGGUUCAGUUUCCAGUUACGACCUCAUUCAGCCUCUUGGCGCAUCUUCUUUACGCACUGGACAUUCACGCUGGCACGCUGGCUUGCACGAGCCGUCAGCAUCGUCUCCCAACAGCUUCAACCUCUCCAGCAGUGUCAGCUUCUCCGACGUCACAACGGACAGCAGCGUUGGCAUCACUUAUAACCAAAGCCAUGUGCCCAGCCCCGCCAGUCUCAGCCCUGUGAGCACGCCUGUGAGCUUUCGUAACGAUGGCGAACGCGGGCGCUCCGCUUCUGCCUCCUCGUUUGAGCGUCAGCAGCAAAGUGAGGCGCAGAGUCGAGAGAAUAGAGGAGCAACAAGAGAAGCAUCGGAGGAGGGCCCGCACGUGUACGCUCGACUCGUGUCCAUCUAUCUCGACAAGCUACAGCCGGGCAUUUGGCACCAGCUUGUUGUCGGGCCGGCACCUUUGCUCGAUGAUGAGAGCGAGCGGCAGCGCUCAGAGGCGGAGCUCAGUGCUGCGCUCCAAGAUGCUUUGUGCAGCCCUCAUGAAGAUUUACGUAGAGCGACUGCAGAGGAGGAUGCAAACGACAGCAGCCGGUUGACUAGAUCACGCACACGAGCACGCGCCGACACAAGCGCGGCUGAGAGCGUGGCUACGACAAUCGGCAGCGAUGACAGUGAGACCAUCUUGGGUUUUAGACCGCCUCUGCAGGUGCCAACAGCCAUGUCAAUGGAACAGACUGCGAUGACCACCCAGGAUGCGGGAGAUGACCCCGCAGCUGGCCACCCACGCCAAGCUGAGGAGCAUGCGCGAUACAAGUACAACAUGGAUGCGCAGAGCUUGGCGCUUAUCGGGCAGCAAGCUGCUUUACGACCUCCAACGCAAUUGAGUGGGCACUCUCGUCAGAACAGCAGUUCACCUUCGAGCCCAAUUGAACCAGUCUCCGCCACGCCGGAAGAGGAGGCAUUCGAAUACUUCAAGCGUGCGUGGGAGAAGGCCGACGUGCCGCUGGCAAUUACAAAACUCGUCGACUAUGUACCGUUGCCAAUUUCAGCCAUCAUAUCGCCCACUCCGAGCGACGAGGCUGCGAGCGCGAGUGCGCGAGCCUCCCAGAAUAGCGCAGCCUCAUCACCCGCUGAUCGCUCUAUUCCACCUUCGGUACCAGCCGCGUCGUCUCGUGAAGCAAAAACACACUGUUCCGCCGGAAGUGCAGCACGUCGGCAACGGCAGAAGUACGUCUUUGCGCUCGGUGGCAAUGCGCAGCUCGCACAGCUCUACGUUGCCUAUGCGCGUUUGCACCUUUCUAGCUCUUGGUCACCGCUCGCAUUCCCUUCCGGCUCGCUAAACAACCCCUUCGUCACGCGCUCGCAGCGGCAAGACUAUGGCUUCUUCGGUGCUGUAGCUGCCGGCACAAGCCACAGUCCUCCGGUUUCACUCUCCCAGGCUUCCUCUGUAGCUUCUAGCAACUACGAGCGAGCCUCAUCUCCAGACGCCAUACACGCUAGCGGCACAUCUAGCAACGGCAAUGGCAACAGCACUGGCGGAAACGGAAAUGGAAGCGGCUGUAUGCAUCGCGUGUCGUCUGCUUUGCACCAGCACGUCGGUCCACUCCCGUUCCUUAAGGAGGCUGUUCGGUUAGAUCCGGAUGUUUACAUUGACCCUGAAGACUGGGAAGAAGCUGCCGCGUUGGGGGAGACAGCGCUCGCACAGGCCGCAGCGGAUGCCGAAGCGCGGAAAGCUUUCCUAGAUGCCGCCCUCGCCCGCGAUGCCUCUUCGCCGCGCUUGAGUCAGCGCAGCCUCAGCGGAGGAAGCGAGCCGUGGGGUGAGGCUUCGCGUCUUGAACGAAGAAGGCGAAAGGAGAGCACGCGCAGAGAGCCGCGCAGACGCAGGCGUGGGGCGCGGGACCCCGACCAGGGAGACGUAGUCGUCAACUUUGUCUCCUCGGCAGCACUGCUGAGUGUCUGUCUCGCCGGUAGCGUUGCCGCUUUUUCGUGGUGGCGAAGGGUGAACGCAAACACACAGAAUUGAACCUCGCAUGCUUCAGUGAUAUAUCCAGUAAGAUCGCAUCUCUCAUGUGUAUUGAU
Tilletiaria anomala UBC 951 is the source of this 3120-nucleotide messenger RNA. RefSeq lists its product as uncharacterized. The record is from RefSeq and is a predicted model, not a curated record. Bases 395 to 3064 code for a protein of 889 amino acids. The transcript has a single exon. Lineage: Eukaryota; Fungi; Basidiomycota; Exobasidiomycetes; Georgefischeriales; Tilletiariaceae.